UGAAUAGUCGAUCGUAGGCAGACAUUAUCAAAAUCACCACGGUCAUAGAUUGUGUUUUGAAAGCUCACUCCUUCAGGAUUUCGUUCUCACGGUUAUGCACGAGCGUUCGAAAGUCUAGAUCGAAGGAGCAUCGUGCUCGAAGAGCCAUCUUCUGAUGAUCAACGGGGAGGGAGUUAUUCUGAGCAGGGUUUGAAGGUUUUUUAGCUUGAGACGUUAGAUACUGUCCGUAAGGUCCGAGCCAUGGUUUUGGCUAGAUUUUGCAUGCUAUGGUGCAAAUGAGGUGAUCGAGCUUGCGAUGGGUACUGGCACCAAGUAUCGUUUCCUGCACAAUAUCACCGUUUCUGCCACGGCAUUGUACACCGCCAUCCUCCUCUCUGCCGACUACGGCUCCAACCCGCACAUCUUCUCUUCUCUGCCCAACUCCAUCCAGGGUAACAAGAACUGGUUCCAUAAUCCUUUCAAGGGCGAGCAAGAGGAGUUGCAGCGCCGUCUCGUAUCAUCUACCUGGGCUCACUAGGCUGCGUCUGAUGCGAAGCAGUAGCUGGAUUCUAAAACUUACCUCGGAUUGACUUGCCCUGUUAUCGACAGUUUUUUUCAGAAUCUUUUAGAGAGUUUUAUACUUGGUAAUCUUCAGGGCGUGUGCGCAUCAGACUUCUGCAAUGGCUGCUACCGUUCGACUGGCCACCCGGUUAGAUGUUCCACUUAUCAAUGCACUCGUUUAUGAGCUUGCUGAAGUAGAGGAAAUGAGGUCCAGCUGCAAAUCCACGGACAUCGGGCUGAAUGAGCUCCUCUUCACGCACGCACCAUUUCAGGGGCCUACAGUCUUCAUUCUUGAGAUUGAGGAGCCCACGAAGGAAGCUGCUAGUCAGAACAAAGACGACGAAGCUAUGUCUGGUACCGUUGUGACAAAGCCCUUGUCAGACACAUCAGGGGAGAUUGAGAAGGUACCUCCUGUCAACACCAGUGAAGUUCUGCUAGGAAAUACAGCUUCGGUGGAAUUAAUGUUGUUUAGAUCCGUAAGCAAUGUGAAGUACAGAGGGAGGUUCUUCAGUGAAGCCUGUUCUCCGAAAGCCUCAGAUGGAGUGUUCUUAAAUGAAGUCAGCUCCCCAAAGUCCCUUUUGCAGUCCAACAAGGAGACGGAUAUGGAGGAGCCUGUCCUAGAGGUUUUCCGAUCUGCCAGUAACAUGAACCUGAAAGAACACGACACCAGCGCUCCUGCAAUUGCCGCGUCCGAAGUCGUUGAGGCGCCUAGAGGGAUUCCCAGGAUCAAUUCUGGCAGCGAGGAUCUCUACGCUGAGGUCAUAGGUGAAUUUUCGGCGGGCAGUUUGGUAGAGGAUCCAGACCGUGAGGCAUUUCAGUCACCAUGUGUCGAUGGCAAGAACUCUCGUAUUGUCGCUGGCUUUGCUCACGUUUUCCCAAAUUACUCGACCUACCUUGCGAAACCAGGCUUGUAUAUGGAGGCUCUUCAUAUCAGGAAACCUUACAGAAGGAUGGGAUUGGGCACGAUGUUUCUCAAGAAAAUUGCCAAGGAGGCUGUGAAGCUAGGGAUGGAGAGGAUAGAAUGGUGUUUGCUGCAUUCCAACCAGCCUGCCAUUAAUUUUUAUGAAGGCAACGGUGGAAGGAUCAAACCUGGGUUUCGGAAGUGUGCCAUCGAUGGCGAAGCCUUCAACAGUUGCGAACCAUAGCGUCAAGAUCACCUCUUGCAUCGAAAAUAAAAGGCACUUGAAGUCGUCGUCGUUAGAGAAAGAUUUUAGAAAAUGCUUCCUGAAACUUUUCUUUGUGGAUGCUUGAGCUGUUUUCCUUGUAAAGCAUUAUUUGAAGAUUGUUUUUCAGAGUUUUUGCAAUUAGAGUGCCAGGACAGCUAGCAUGCGUCUCAUGCAUUGUUGGCUUUUGGAAUUGGUAGUUGUAGAUAGUAAAUUGAUUCUCUUUUAGAGUUAGUGUUCACUUCGCUACAGAUUAGUUACAUAAGUUUCAUUGGUCAACACUCCGUCAGCGAUGAAUAGAUUAAUAUUUUUUUGCUUUAGUUAAGUGAGUGCUUCGGCACAUCUUUACUCGCAACGUUCCAAUUGUUGGCAAAACUUCGAUAAACACCGUGAUAUCCGUUUCGUUA
Molecule: messenger RNA, 2110 nt
Organism: Physcomitrium patens
Lineage: Eukaryota; Viridiplantae; Streptophyta; Bryopsida; Funariales; Funariaceae
Source: RefSeq, a predicted model, not a curated record